ACUAGAUAAAUAACCCAUCCCCUCUCUUUUUUCUCCGAGAUCUUCUGUUCUCUUCCCCCGCUCGCGUAGGAGAGACGGGAGGAAUCGAAGAAGCUUCGCUGCGAGAGCCGUCGCUCGCUUUCUCAGAUAUAACAAUUUGAAGUUUAACUGGCUUCUAUGGGUACCAUGGUAGAUGCAAGCAAGGAUAUUGAUUGGAGUUUUCCAGGUGACAAGAAAAUCACAGUUGUCUUUGUUUUAGGUGGGCCUGGCAGCGGAAAGGGCACACAGUGUGCUAAUAUUGUCAAACACUUUGGAUUCACUCAUCUUAGUGCCGGGGAUCUUCUGCGUGCAGAAAUUAAAUCUGGUUCUGAAAAUGGAACCAUGAUUGCGAACAUGAUAAAGGAAGGAAAAAUUGUCCCUUCUGAGGUUACAGUUAAACUUUUACAAAAGGCCAUGCUUGAAAGUGGAAAUGACAAAUUCCUUAUUGAUGGUUUUCCCCGGAAUGAAGAGAAUCGUACUGCAUUUGAGAAUGUUACAAAAAUUGAGCCCGAAUUUGUACUAUUUUUGGAUUGUCCAGAGGAAGAGAUGGAGCGACGAAUUCUAAAUCGUAAUCAGGGUAGAGAUGAUGAUAACAUUGAAACUAUGAGGAAGCGGUUUAAAGUCUUUGUUGAAUCUAGUUUACCUGUAGUUGAGUAUUAUGAUUCAAAGGGAAAGGUUCGGAAGAUUGAUGCUGCAAAGCCUGUUGACGAGGUUUUUGAAGCCGUAAAGGUCAUUUUUGCCCCAUUUAAUCCUGAGGAAAAUCGGUUGAAUAUCACGAAAAGGAUGGGGCUUGAGAAUAUUAUAUAUUGCAUAAAAUGGUUGUUUAGAGAUGUAUGGAGUAUACUGACCAAUAUAUUAUCAAAGGUACUAUUUUGGAGAACAAUUUGCAGGGAUCCAUAAUAUGGAUCAACCUAUGUUGGCAUGUGAACCAAGUUAUAGGAGUAUUUAUAGCCCAUCUAUGUUAUCAAUUUAUUGUAAUAUACCCAAGUGCUUAUAAUGAUGAUACUUAAAAGAUAGUUCUGUAUUCUUUACUAAAUUUGGUUUACUCAUUAUCCCCUGAUGCAUUAGUACAAUAGCGUUUCCUUAGUAUUAUCAGUAA
This is a messenger RNA of Phoenix dactylifera (date palm), 1117 nucleotides long. RefSeq names its product UMP-CMP kinase 4-like. Gene Ontology annotation, molecular function: ATP binding. Lineage: Eukaryota; Viridiplantae; Streptophyta; Magnoliopsida; Arecales; Arecaceae. Gene Ontology annotation, biological process: 'de novo' pyrimidine nucleobase biosynthetic process; pyrimidine nucleotide biosynthetic process. The record is from RefSeq and is a predicted model, not a curated record.